UGUCAAAGGUGCCGUCCGGUUUGGAGUCGGCGGAAUAAAGCGCUCGGGUGUUUCUCCUCGCUGCCUGGGGAAAGUUUACACCUGUGCAGCCGAGGUCUCUCUGCCUCCGAUUGCAGCCGGAGUCCAGCUUUUCGGCUCGAGUAAGCUGCGCCUUGAAGUGCCCCGUGCACCUGACGGAGGCUCCCCGUGCUUUUAUCCCGCUCGCGGGACAGCCGGUUGCACCCCCAGCAUCGCACGCCAGCCAGGGAGCCUUGAUGCUGGGGGAGCACCUGGCCGCGAAGGGUGGGCAACGUCCCAUCCAGUCCUGUGGCUCUGGGCCUGGCACCACACCGGUGGGCAGGAUGAGGAGGCCAGGUCCUGGUUUUGAGCGCUGGCUGGCGUCUGUGGAGCUGGCCCACUCCAUCGCACUGAGCCUGUGCUCACUCAGGGGGGGUGAUGCAGCUGUUGCUGGGACUGCUGCUCCCGUAGUUUGCUUUCUGCAUGCUGAAAGAUGACCUAUGCACGCGCAAGGAGGACUCUGCUCUCCAGCAAUCUCGGAAGCAACAAAAAUCUUUAUAUGGCUCAUGUCUGACAACAUGCACCACCAGUGGCUGCUGCUAGCUGCAUGCUUUUGGGUGAUAUUCAUGUUCAUGGUUGCUAGCAAGUUUAUCACAUUGACUUUUAAAGACCCAGAUGACUAUGGUGCCAAGCAAGAGCCAUUAAUACUGACAGCUGUAACAAAAGUGGAGGAGGGACAUAUGCCAGAGGAGAAACAUUGGCUUGAAAAAUUCCAGCCAACUGGAAAAGCUUUCUCUGGAAAUCUGAUACGCCAGCCCCUGGUUCAUAUGGAAAGACUUGAGCUUCUCAAGAAUGUCUGCAGAGACACUGCAUUGAGAAAUCUCUCUCACACUGCAGUUUCCAAGUUCGUCCUGGAUCGAAUAUUUGUGUGUGACAAGCACAAGAUCCUGUUCUGUCAGACACCGAAAGUGGGCAACACUCAGUGGAAAAAAGUCUUGAUCGUUUUAAAUGGAGCAUUUUCUUCCAUAGAAGAGAUCCCAGAAAAUAUUGUGCACGACCAUGAGAAGAAUGGCCUUCCACGUUUGUCCUCCUUCACUGAUGCUGAAAUUAAGAAACGACUGAAUUUAUACUUCAAGUUUUUUAUUGUUAGAGAUCCAUUUGAAAGACUUAUUUCUGCAUUUAAAGACAAGUUUGUGCACAAUCCUCGGUUUGAACCUUGGUACCGGCAUGAAAUUGCUCCUGGCAUCAUUCGUAAAUAUAGAAAGAAUCGCACAGAGACUAGAGGGCUGCAGUUCGAGGAUUUUGUGCGCUAUCUGGGUGACCCAAAUCAUCGAUGGCUGGAUGUUCAGUUUGGUGAUCACAUCAUUCAUUGGGUAACAUAUGUGGAACUGUGUGCCCCCUGUGAAAUCACAUAUAGUGUGAUUGGACACCAUGAAACCCUGGAGGAUGAUGCUCCAUAUAUCUUGAAAGCAGCCGGCAUAGACCAUCUGGUAUCAUACCCCACGAUUCCACCAGGGAUAACAGUGUACAACAAAACAAAAGUAGAGCGGUAUUUUUCGGGAAUUAGCAAGAGAGACAUAAGACGCCUCUACGCUCGGUUUGAAGGCGAUUUUAAACUCUUUGGCUAUCGGGAGCCAGAUUUCUUGUUAAACUGACACCUAGAAUAAGCUCUGGAGAAGUGUCGGGUGGAUUAACCUAAACCCCCAUGAAUACCAGCUGCGACACUGACAGAGCUAAGAAUGACCUUUUGUUUUCUAGCUUUUUGAUGUUGCUCCAUUUUUCAGUGAAAUAUUUGUCAUAUGAACAAUUAGGGGCUUAUAGUUGUUGUUUACUGACCGUAUUUUCAACAUGUGGCAUUGAAAUCUGUUAGGAGUGAAAUCUCUAUUAUCUAAAAUACAGAAUUCCACUUAUUCCCUCUUCCCUCCAGGGAAAAAAGAAAGGGGGGAGGGGAGAACCAAUGGGCUACGACCUUCCUGGUCUCUCUCCCAGCUAGAAUACCGUUUAAAAAAACAGAGUGAAGCAUUUGUAAAAGAUGGCAGUUUCACUGUAGGUUAACUCUGACAUGUGGGUGAAAUUACAAUUCAUGCUCAUGAGAAAGGCAUGUAGAGUCUCCCACGAGCCAUGAAAACUAGAGGCCAGCACAGGACUAAAAUUUGAUUAAAUACUUGGCAAGUAAAAUCAUCCAGGUUCUGUCAUGUGGCUGAUACAAUAACAGUAAUGCUGAUCUAAUCCCAUUUUUUGUUUUUCACAGAACGAAUCUAAUUAGACAGAACUGUCCAAAAAGGGGGGGAGGGGGCUGGUUCCAAGCCCAUUUGUCUUUGUAUUCUUGUCAAAUGUUUACUGUACUUACUUCUGGCCUGCUUUUUAAAAUAUUAUUUAACUCCUGGCUAUGUAAGUUAUCUGAGAACUUCAGAGACAAAUGGAGCACAGAGAAAUAUAAAGCUUUUGGGGAAACUUUAAGGAAAUUUAAUUUAAAAAGAAAAUAUGAGUAGUAAUUUGAGAAGCACAUCACAAGAUGCUCUCUAAAUAUCAAACAUUUUAACUUGUUUUAUCUUCUAACAGUUAAGGUUAAAUAAGCCACAAAAGCAGGAUGUCAUGUAAAAUAGUUGCUGGAGUUAAUUUGGGUUAAUGCUUCACCUUUUUCUUAUAUCAUGCCAUGCUCAAUGUUUAGUACCUUAAAGAAGACAGAAAUUGCCCCCCUCUGAAAAUGCAUCUCUCUACUGCUGAAGAAGGCAGGAUAAAUCUUUGAUUUUUCCAGUGUUUUGCUGCUAUGAUGUCUUAAGUCAAAAAUGCCCAACAUCUGUGUUACCAAUGGGUGAAUUGGCAACUUGCCAGGAGUUUGAAUGUCACUUAAAUUUAUGUGUAUACUUUGUGCAUUAAAAAAAAAAAAAAAAAAAAAGCAAGCAGAACUGAAUGGGUGCAACCAUAACAUUUGCUUGUGUUUGCAUUCUUCCUGUCUGAUUAAAAAAAAAAAAAGUCUCUUGUCUGAGUUCACCAGCAAUAAAGAUUAAUGCGCUGUCCUGCAGUUCAUAGGAAAGAGAGGCUGUGUAUCUGAGUUAGAGGAAUUGGUCCAUCACAGUGAGGCAUUUGAGCUGUAUUUUUGAAAUCAUAGUCCUAAAGGAUUAAUUUUCAGACCAGUAACAUUGCUGACGAGAAAUGCUAAUAACGGUCAGUGCUAUGGAGCCUGCUCUUAAAUCCAGCUACAGUAUGUUUUUGAUAGCUUCCUGUAUCAACAUAAGGAAGCAUCUUGCAGUCGAGAAAAAGGAAAGCUGUGCCAAACUGACAUGUGCUGCUCUCUGCAAAAAAGAAGCCCUGUUGUAGUUGGAUGUAAUUUCAGAAAGAUCUCAACAGUCUGAUUGAAACAAGGGAGAAUCAUUAACUGGGCAUUGUUAGCAAGAGAAUACUCCAAGGUGGCAACGCUGGAAGAGUUGUUUGGGGAUUUGUUUGUUUGUUUAAAAGAAAAAACUGAGAAGUUACAGUACCCUAGACUUGUUAGUUCUUAACUUAUGAGAAAAAGAUGUUAACAGCUCCAGGUUUGUGUGUGUUCUGUUUUUCUUUUUGUUUGGUUUCUUUGUUUUUGUUUUUAAUACGGGAACCUAGCAAAAUGUAUUAUUAAAUGCGUUUUGGAGCUAAUGAGCUGAUCGAUUACCUCUCUGCCGAUUUCAAAUGUAACAGUGUGAAUAAUGUAUAGUGAAUUCAGGCCUUAAUCUUUAAAUCUAAUAAAAUAGAAUCAUUUUUCUCUGAAAACAUAAGCUACUGAUCACAUAGCACACAAA
Rhea pennata is the source of this 3773-nucleotide messenger RNA. It is a transcript of the gene CHST10, whose product is annotated as carbohydrate sulfotransferase 10. Gene Ontology annotation, molecular function: sulfotransferase activity. Gene Ontology annotation, cellular component: membrane. Gene Ontology annotation, biological process: carbohydrate biosynthetic process; proteoglycan biosynthetic process. The coding region runs from base 498 to 1652 and encodes 384 amino acids. The record is from RefSeq and is a predicted model, not a curated record. The transcript has 6 exons. Lineage: Eukaryota; Metazoa; Chordata; Aves; Rheiformes; Rheidae.